Molecule: messenger RNA, 1464 nt
Organism: Colletotrichum graminicola M1.001
Lineage: Eukaryota; Fungi; Ascomycota; Sordariomycetes; Glomerellales; Glomerellaceae
Product: ergosterol biosynthesis ERG4/ERG24 family protein
Exons: 3
Coding region: 1-1464 (487 amino acids)
Biological process (GO): cholesterol biosynthetic process; brassinosteroid biosynthetic process
Cellular component (GO): endoplasmic reticulum membrane
Molecular function (GO): 7-dehydrocholesterol reductase activity
Source: RefSeq, a predicted model, not a curated record
AUGAGCAUCCAAGAAGGCCCGAAAGUUAUACAGACGUCGCUUCGGAAUACAGCAGCUCAGAAACGGCACGAGAAAGCUUCCUUCUCCGGUCUGCCUUCUGACGCCUUGCAACCGAGCAAAGUUACGACCUGGGGGCGAUCCGGCAGCAAUCGACCAUGGCUGCGAUCUUUCCUAUCAGCAACACCACUCUGGCUCGGUCCAUUGGCAGCAGUGUCGUUUGAGAUUUCUCUUCGCCACUUCAAUGGUUCGCUGGCGAUGGUCCUUACAGCGUACCGAGAGCAAGGGAUUCUGCCGGUCUUGUAUACAUACGGACCGCGAUGGAGCUUGAAAACUCUGAUGGCUUACACCUGCUGGAUUGUGCUCCAAGCAAUCCUGUAUGUUGGCCUGCCGGGGCCGAAUCAUCAAGGACAACAAACUCCAGCAGGACACCUUCUCAGCUACCGAGUAAACGGGCUUCGUGCUUGGAUUCUCACCUACUCGUUGCUUUCUGUACUAUUGGUGGCAGGAGUAAUUGACUUGGCGCUUGUGGCGGAAGACUGGUCUGGGUGGUUCGUCGCAAUGAAUCUGUUUGGGUUCCUUGCAUCAGCGAUGGCUUUUGUUAAAGCACAUGUUGCGCCGACUCAUCCCGGUGAUCGCAAGUUUACAGGUAACGCAUUCCUCACUACCAGUGGCCUCAACUCUACUGCCUAUGAUUUUUACAUGGGAAUUGAGCUCAACCCAAGGCUCGGCGAGGACUUCGACCUGAAGCUCUUCACCAAUGGACGAGCAGGCAUGAUGACUUGGACUCUGAUAGAUAUUUCCAACCUUGCUUUACAAUAUCGCAACGGAACUUUAUCAGCGAGCCUCGUCCUUGUCACGAUUCUCCAUAGCAUUUACGUUGUUGACUUUUUUGCAAACGAAUCUUGGUACCUCCGGACGAUAGACAUCACUCAUGAUCAUUAUGGUUUUUACUUGGCCUGGGGCUGUUUUACGUGGCUUCCGGCCAUGUAUACGCUUCAGGCCCAAUAUCUGGGGCGGUAUCCGACGAGACCCUCGCCAGCCUACAUGGCCGUCACUCUCUCAUUGGGUCUUUUGGGAUACUAUAUCUUCCGUCGCGUAAACGCUCAGAAGGAUUUAUGUCGAAGAACCAAUGGAAACUGCCUAAUUUGGGGGAAGCCCGCGCGGUUCAUCAUCGCGCCCUACAGGACCUCGGAUGGGACGCUGCACAAAAGUCUCCUCCUUUGCAACGGCUGGUGGGGUGUUUCACGCCACGCGAAUUACACUGGAGAUAUUUUAUUGAGUUUCUCCAUGUGCGCUGUGGUUGGUACGACUACGCUGCUGGUUUGGUUUUACGCCAUCUUCAUGACCGGAUUGCUGCUCCAUAGAUGUUUGAGAGACGAGGAGCGAUGUCUGGCAAAAUAUGGUUUAUCUUGGGACGAAUACUGCCGAAGAGUCCCAUGGCGGCUGAUUCCAGGUAUUUGGUGA